GAGUCUGAAAGCUUGUUAGAUCUCUCGAAAGAGAAAAGAAGAGAGAAGAGCUUCGAUUUCAAGCAAGAAAUGGCGUUUUCUUCAUCUCUGAAACUCGCACUCGCACAGCUUCCUGCAAAUGAUACUCGCAUCAUCAAGCCACAUCCAGUUCGUAUGGCAGCACCUGCACAGGUACGGAGCGAGGCAAUUCAAGAACCACCACGGCUCACUGUCACUUCACGAAGAGAAGCAUUGCUCUGCAUGUCCACCUCUCUCUCAGCGACUGCUCUUUUCCCAACCGGCCCUGCUGAAGCACGUGUUGUGAGUCUGGACAUCAGGGAAAAUCUCAUGGAGAAGCUGGAGAAACUCUGGGAAUCGUUUGGUUUAUCAAAACCAAAGGCCGAGUCAGGGCCUGGCGGUGAGCAAAUGAAACCACCCGUGAACCAAAAUGACCAACCGAUGAACAUGCUCGAGCAGCUCAAAGAGAAGGCUGGAAUAUCAGAACCGAAGUCUGAUUCAACUGUAAAUAGUGAGGAGCUGAAGCCGCCGGUAACCCAAAACGACCAGCCAAUGGAUGUGAUCGAGAAGCUCAAAGAUAAGGCCGGACUAUCAACUACAAAGUCCGAUUCAAACUCGAAUGGUGAGGAAAAGAAACUAGCUGUAUCCCAAAACGAUCAACCAAUGGACAUGUUCGAGAAGUUCAAAGAGACAGUUGGAAUAUCAAAACCGACUGGGAAUUCGAGCUCCAGAGGAGAGGAAAAACAACCAUCAGUUGCUGAGAAUGGCCCACCAUCUGUAGCUACAGUUGAAGCAAUAAUUUCCAAGUAAACAAUCUUUCUAAGUAGCUGCAUUUGAAGUUUUCUUGACUUCUUGACUUCAGAUUCUCAUCUUCUCAUUUAUGUAGGAUGCUUUUAUGCAAUAAUCGUUGGAGUGUUGAUUCCA
Molecule: messenger RNA, 921 nt
Organism: Magnolia sinica
Lineage: Eukaryota; Viridiplantae; Streptophyta; Magnoliopsida; Magnoliales; Magnoliaceae
Exons: 2
Coding region: 70-807 (245 amino acids)
Source: RefSeq, a predicted model, not a curated record